Molecule: messenger RNA, 2914 nt
Organism: Heteronotia binoei (common prickly gecko)
Lineage: Eukaryota; Metazoa; Chordata; Lepidosauria; Squamata; Gekkonidae
Product: protein MGARP-like
Exons: 4
Coding region: 309-839 (176 amino acids)
Biological process (GO): anterograde axonal transport
Cellular component (GO): mitochondrial outer membrane; mitochondrion
Source: RefSeq, a predicted model, not a curated record
GCGUCACGUCUCUGCCCUUCGGGGAACAGCCGACCUACACGGCGAGCAGAUUUUUCACAGGGAGGGGGAAGGUGGGGCAAAACGGGCCACGGCAGAGGCAGAUAACGAUCUAAAAUAAGCAGAAAGCAGGCCGGGCAGAGCCCGCGAAGAGCCUGGAUUGGGCAAGCCUUGCUCAGUCCCCGCCUUGGUCCUCCUACUUGCGUGAAGCGCCUGGGACUGGCUGUCAUUCUCUCCUUGGCUGGUAGCGGCUCGAGCCCUGGUGCGGUUGAACCCACGGUGGCGUCAUUUCAGACCCCUUCCUCCCCACAAUGCCUCUUUGUAGGGUCGCUUGGCAGACGUUAACCUCCCGCUUGGCCAGGACUGCGCCCCAACUUCGUGGACGCGUACCUUUCCGCCAGAUGUCAUCUGGAAGUGUUCCUGGAUCUUCUGGGGAGAAUUUGAUUUACGGGCUGUUUGUUGUUGGUGCUGCUGGUGCAGGUAUUUUUUAUGCUUACAAAGUGAUCCUUUCAGAUCAUGCCAGGUACAAUGAACGUAUUGAACAAAUUCAACAAAGAAAUACAGAAGAAUGGAAACCAAGGCCCUGGCCCCCUCCGUCCUUAGAAAGUGAUGAAACUGAAACAAAAGAAGUUACUGAUAUAAAGGAAGAGGCAAAAGAUGCAGCUGCAGAAGAGACUGCAGGAGUAAUUGCUGAUGAACCUCAAGUCCAGAGUGAAGAACAUGCAGAAUCUACAGAAUCGGAAAAGGGAGAAGAAUCACCUGUUGAGGAGGCAGCCUCUGGUGUGCCAGGAGGAGAGCAGGAUGUUUCUGCCAACUCAGAGGCAACCCAAGAUCAAGGUUAAUGUUAAUGGAAUUUCUGCUAACAGUUUUGUCUCCUACCACAGGAAGCAUGACUCUGCUCCCAGUAGAAUGCACAAUAUUCCAAAUGGAAUCAAGUCGCAUGAUAAAAGUUUAAUUUUCAUUAAAACGCUCUUGAGAUUUCACUUCAGCAGUAGUGAUAGCACUUCUUCAUCUCCUAGAGUUCCUAUCACCUAUGCAGGAGAGCGUUUAUAUUUGUCCAGAAGAAAAAGCAAGUAUUGUAUAAGUGAACCAGCCCCCACAAAUGAAUUAUACUAUUCCCCCAGCAUGGAAGACAGCUAAAAUAAUAUUUCAGUUCACCAGAAACAGAGCUGCUAAAAAAUCUGUAGUGUGUGGCUGCAUGUCCCCCUCCCUCACCUUUCUGAAGGGGAAAAAAAUCCCCUCAUUUGGCAUUCACAUUUAUUUUGUGGAUGAAGAAGAGGAGUAACAUUUUUUAAAAAACAAAAUAUAUAUCUUCAAAAUGUAUCAUUCAGUUUCUUUCAGACUACCUAUUACCCAAUACAUGCUUUGGAAAUGGAUGUGGAAAUAGUUUGAGACAGCUCACCCCCAGAAAAAAAAUAGAAAAAGCCACGUCAAAUUAAUCUUAGUGGCUGUAAUCCAGCAAGUGACUAAAUGUAAACACAGCUUAAUCUAUAUUAUAUUGUUUGCUAAGGGUCAUCCUCUGGUUAGGUUUUUCAUCUUCCAUUACUGACUGUGGAAGUUGGCACUUUAUAGCAGUCAAUUAUCAACAAUGUUUUUUCAAGAUUAAGCUAAUAAAUAAGCAAAACCUAGAUCUUCUACUUUAUUAAGAAGUCCCCAGCAUGUUACUCUCUGAUCUGUAAUCUAAAUUCUUUUUGAUAUUAAGUAAACUGCAACAUAAAUUGAUUUCCUAGUACCUGCAACAUUUCAUUUUAAAAGAUAUUACCUUCAUGCACUUUCCAAGAAAAGUAUCACUUGCCUACUUUUAUUUUAAGCUUUAAUAAAAUAUUUCCAAUCAGGUGUUUUCUUUUUUGCUUUCUGUAUUGAUGUCUACUGACUCCCCCCCCCCCCCCGCGCGCAGAAGGCUUAGAAGUAUUGUGAAGAGAAAAUAAGGCUUUUGAUUCAUGACAUAAUUUUUAUUCAAAACAAAGGGCUUGGAAAGGUUUUUUUUUAAUAAAACAAAACUAAAUUUACAGGCACUAUUUUUUUUUAAUAAAACCCCAAGUUACUCCUUCAACAGUUGAAAUUUGAAACAGUUGUUUCAGAUAAGAGUUUCAUUGAAUUUAGAAUCUCAGGAAAAGUUUUGUCAUAGUCAUGGUACUUGAAAUACUGAUAACUGAAGAUGCCCAAGAUGGAAAUUGGUUCCUUAUUAAAAACGUGGAUUCUGUCAUUGCCUUUUCCUUUCUCCAUGAAAACUUCAGUGUUCACACAAAGCUCCUAGACAAACAAAGUCUUCCUACUUAAUGCAGUCUCCUGAGAUAGUUUUCUGUACACAAUAGGAAUUGUACACAGUGCUGUCUCAGAUGCUAUGGUGAGUAGGGAAUGAGGAAAUCCUUGGGAACUUGAGCUUUUAUGUGUACAAAUAACUGCUGAAUCAGGAUUUUCAUCUUGUUUGGGCUUUUGUAUUAAAGUAAUACAACUAAAAUGUCAGUGUAAAUUGUAGUGCCUAUUGUAGUGCUUAAAAUACACUUGCUAGCAUAAACAUUGGUUGUGUUUGUAACACUGCUAAUGUAUAAGGAUGAAAUUAUCAGAUUGUAAACUUUUUUCCACACAUGAGCUAUUCCCAUAAAUUCAAAAAUGUUAUUUUAGUAAAUUUGAUAGAAAUAAAUUUGUUUUAUUCCCUAUGCAGUUAAAUACAGGUAGUCACUUAAGUACUUCUUAGCUUAUCUUAAGAGGGGUUGAAUAUUAAUUUAAGUGUGUAUAGCUGGAACAACAGUGUGUUAACCCAGUAAAUAUUGCACUGAAAUAUUUUAUAGGAAUGGAACUGAAGAUUCCUAUUCUAAUUGCAGCAAUGGAAUAAUUAUUUUUGCAUACAUAGAAAUGGAACUGAUUAGUUUCUUGCCUACCUCUUACUAAAUAAAGGGUCUUAUUUUAGAGCCUG